Acomys russatus (golden spiny mouse) is the source of this 962-nucleotide messenger RNA. RefSeq names its product chromosome 24 C9orf78 homolog (gene C24H9orf78). Gene Ontology annotation, biological process: mRNA splicing, via spliceosome. Gene Ontology annotation, cellular component: spliceosomal complex. Lineage: Eukaryota; Metazoa; Chordata; Mammalia; Rodentia; Muridae. The coding region runs from base 81 to 950 and encodes 289 amino acids. The transcript has 9 exons. The record is from RefSeq and is a predicted model, not a curated record.
CUGACGACACUUCUGCGCGCCGGAAGAGAAAAAGGCUCCCGGUACUACGCGAGUGGCAGCUCGGGGAGUCUUGCUCCGCUAUGCGGAUCACCGGAAAAACUUUCCGCCGGCGCCGGCCUGACUCGGAGUCGGAGGAGGAUGAACAAGAAUCAGAAGAGGUUCGGUUAAAACUGGAAGAAACCCGAGAGGUGCAGAACUUGAGGAAGAGGCCAAAUGGGGUGAGUGCCGCUGCCCUUCUGGUGGGAGAGAAGGUUCAAGAGGAGACUACUCUUGUGGAUGAUCCUUACCAAAUGACGACAGGCGGCAUGGUGGACAUGAAGAAACUGAAGGAGCGGGGCAAAGAUAAGGUCAGUGAAGAGGAAGAUCUGCACCUGGGAACAUCGUUUUCUGCCGAAACCAACCGGAGGGAUGAGGAUGCAGACAUGAUGAAGUACAUCGAGACAGAGCUGAAGAAGAGGAAGGGCAUCGUGGAGCAGGAGGAACAGAAGGCCAAGCCCAAGAAUGCCGAGGACUGCCUCUAUGAGCUGCCAGAGAACAUCCGCGUCUCCUCUGCCAAGAAGACGGAGGAGAUGCUGUCCAACCAGAUGCUCAGUGGCAUCCCUGAGGUGGAUCUGGGCAUAGAUGCUAAAAUAAAAAACAUCAUUUCCACGGAGGAUGCCAAGGCCCGGCUGCUGGCGGAGCAGCAGAACAAGAAGAAGGAUAGCGAGACGUCGUUUGUGCCCACCAACAUGGCCGUGAACUACGUGCAGCACAACCGCUUUUAUCAUGAGGAGCUCAAUGCACCCAUCCGAAGAAACAAAGAGGAGCCCAAGGCGCGGCCCUUGCGAGUGGGUGACACAGAGAAGCCAGAGCCUGAACGGUCCCCUCCCAACCGCAAGCGUCCUGCUAACGAGAAGGCCACAGAUGACUACCACUACGAGAAGUUCAAGAAGAUGAACAGGCGCUACUGAGGCGGCGGGCGG